Molecule: messenger RNA, 978 nt
Organism: Aspergillus chevalieri
Lineage: Eukaryota; Fungi; Ascomycota; Eurotiomycetes; Eurotiales; Aspergillaceae
Gene: pmp47
Product: putative peroxisomal membrane protein Pmp47
Exons: 3
Coding region: 1-978 (325 amino acids)
Cellular component (GO): peroxisomal membrane
Molecular function (GO): AMP transmembrane transporter activity; FMN transmembrane transporter activity; FAD transmembrane transporter activity
Source: RefSeq, a predicted model, not a curated record
AUGUCUCAGUCAACCAUUGAACAGCAGAAGAAGGCGGCGGCGGCGUCUGCUGCCGCCCAGCAAAGUGAUAACGUAGCACAUGCAUUGUCCGGGGCUGGAGGCGGGAUCCUUUCCAUGGCUUUGACUUACCCCCUGAUUACCCUUUCAACGAGAGCGCAAGUCGAAUCGAAGCGCGCCCAUUCUACCACCCUCGAUGCCGUCCGUCGAAUUGUGCAGCGGGAAGGGUUCUCGGGCCUAUACUCGGGACUGGAGUCUGCACUGUUCGGAAUCAGUGUCACCAAUUUUGUGUACUACUACUGGUAUGAGUGGACGCGGUCUGCGUUUGAGAAGGCCGCUAUCAAGGCCGGCCGGGCUUCGAAAAAGCUCACGACCUUUGAGUCCAUGGUUGCUGGUGCUAUCGCUGGCAGUGCAACAGUCAUGAUUACCAACCCAAUCUGGGUCAUAAACACUCGAAUGACGGCCCGCAAAUCCGAUUCUGACGAGCAGACCCUGCCCGGGACGCCCCCCAAGAAAGCACGAGCGUCAACUAUCAAUACCCUGAUGGAGCUUCUUCGUGAAGAGGGCCCCAAAGCCCUUUUUGCCGGCGUCCUUCCGGCGCUCGUGUUGGUCAUCAAUCCCAUCCUCCAAUAUACAAUCUUUGAGCAAUUGAAGAAUGUCUUGGAACGCCGAAGACGCGUUACUCCGAAAGAUGCGUUUUAUCUCGGCGCUCUAGGCAAGAUUCUAGCCACUUCGAUUACAUAUCCUUAUAUCACGAUCAAGAGUCGGAUGCAUGUCGCUAGCAGAGAUGGCCCCAAAGAGAGUCUGAAUGGAAGCUUAAAGAGAAUCAUCAAGGAGGAAGGCUACGUGGGUCUGUAUAAAGGAAUUGGACCAAAGGUGACCCAGAGUGCAAUCACUGCAGCAUUCUUGUUUGCAUUCAAGGAUGUCAUCUACGGCAUGACAGUUGCCGCUCGGAGGAGAACCCAGGCUGUUUCGAAAUAA